Tigriopus californicus is the source of this 2346-nucleotide messenger RNA. RefSeq lists its product as uncharacterized. The coding region runs from base 109 to 2217 and encodes 702 amino acids. NCBI's taxonomy places the organism in Eukaryota, Metazoa, Arthropoda, Copepoda, Harpacticoida, Harpacticidae. The record is from RefSeq and is a predicted model, not a curated record. The transcript has 10 exons.
AAAUCGUUGCUAUUGAUUCGAGACAAGCAACCUCUGGUUCAAAUGCCUCAGCUCAGUUGAAGAAGUGUAAACGUUGAAUGACAGUGUUUUUUUUUUUGAUUACGCAGAAUGAAGUUAUCUUACGUACUAACUGUCCUUGGGCUUCCUUGGGUCCAAGGUGGUCUGACCUUCAACGAUGCCUCCAAGUCCGUUUUCGGGCCCAUUGGUGGACAAGUUUUUGCGACGAUUUCAACCUCGGAAGCUCCAGACUACUGUAGCAUGAAAAGUCCUCAGGGCAAAAAAUAUUGUUCCGACGAAGCCGCAUGGUACAUGGUUGAUUUCAAUUGUGACCAGGAUCCUCGUAUCGAGAUUGGCUCCUCAAUUGAUGGCUGCAAAUUGUCCAUCCUCUCUUUGGACGCAUUGGACUUUGGACUUUGGAAGGUCGAGGCCAAAUCAUUUGGUGCUGUCGCUACCUCACAAAUUAUCGUGAAUCUUCCCGUGGACAUGCAAAUCAUGAUGGAAAAUGCCUGGGGAAUUAUGAAAGUUAGCAAAGGCACCACCGUGAAAUUUACAUGCGAAAUUGAAGUGAAGGCCAAAGUUGACCAGGACUUCCUUCCUCCAAAAUUGACUUGGAAAGUGGGAGAUGAAGUCAAAGCAGUCUCCAAAGACUAUCGACGAGAGGGCCUAUCGUUCUUCAAUUCGUUUAGUUUUGCACCCACCACAAGUGAUUCUGAAAAGGAAGUCUCAUGUUCUAUCCCCAACGAACCCAGUGACUUGAGUGAUUCAGUGGCUUUGGAAGUGACGCAUUUCGAGGAAACGGAAAAAGACGCCACCGAUCCUGCCGUGGUCCUUGAAGCCAAUCAACUUGGCGAGAUCGUCAAGAUUAUCAAGGUUUUCCCCAAACCUACAGCGGAAGACAUCACAUGGCACUUUGACACUCCCAAGGGAUUAAAAAUCCUGAAGCCGGAAGAGAGUUUCCGGCGUCUCUCUGCUUCCAAGAUCAAGGACCUGGGUUCUGACCAAUAUCAAGUGGAGUUCUCCAUUGCUAAAGUCUUGCCGAUAGACGAUGGCAAAAAUUUGAACCUGGAUGUCCAAGUAGGCCCAUUUAAACACGCCAUUGUGAUCCCGCUAAAAGUUCAACUGCCUGGAACAGAUCGACCUCCAUUCAUUGCCCCAUCCACUCAAGCAUCCAGACCUGACGCCACGGCUCGACCUCCAGCAGGCCUAGAUCCACCAGAAAGUCCUCCUGCAGACUCCACCGACUACGAGCAGAUUGACGACACACCAGAGGGAAAUACUGAGGGGGCCGUGGAGGCUCCGGAGGUGCAACAGGCCUCUGGAAGCAUGAACCUCAUCAUCAUUGUGGCCAUCAUAGCUCUGCUCAUUCUCUUGUGCGUCAUUUACUAUUGCCUAAAAUGGAGGAGGAACAAGAACAAAAAGGAAAAAGCUGACGGAUGCCUGGCUGAAUCUUUACCGUUGAAUCUGUCGGGCCCGCCGUUCAAAGACAAUCCGGAAUUUAAAGCGGACACUGUGGUGCAGUUCUCAUCACCCCCAACCUCGAAAGUAGAAACAUUUGAUGAGACGAAAAUGAAGCCUGCCAAUUCCAUCGAAGAUGGUGAAAGCAAGAAGAACAAUUUGAACAAUGUUCCCAAUCCAAGUGUCCCUACCGUUGUUGUCGACGAAAAAGAGUUGGAGAAGCUCCCGAAAGUGGAAAACCCAAAAACUGUAGUGGUUGACGAUAACACUCACGAAGCCAUCCAAGCUCUAACCAAUCGCUUGAAGCUUGCGCAUUUGGAUUUACCUGUUGAUGAUGAGGACGAAUACAUGACCUCGAGGACACCCGUGGGCUCAAGAGAGAACUCGUUCGAAAAGGAUUCUCCUCCCAUCCAGAGUUUAGGAGGGGCGGGCCUUUAUCGACAAGAUGCCCAGUAUCCGGACACACCAACAUCCACUAUCUCGGCUCGGUCGAUGGAGGCUUUGACCGAUCCACAAGGGAACCAAAAUCCGAACACUUCCCUUUCCCCAAAGCUCAUGAGCCAAGAUUUGACGCAUUCGAAGAUCCCGGAUGCCAUUGCGGAGAUCAAGAGACAUGUGACAAGCGCGGAGAAAGAAGACCUUGAGAGCCUACACUUCACCGAAAAUCCCGUCUAUUAUGGCCAAGGCAAAUCGGUGGGCGUGCAGACGCCCAAACUUAAAAUCCGGGAUAACAACUUUUACUUCGAGGAUCAAUCGUCGUAGGGGGAAAGGUCAAAGAUAAUGAAUGCACUUACUCUUUUCUCCCUUUUAAAAAACUAAAUCCACCCACCUUGUGAUGGAGAGGGCUUGGAUCGGAGUGUCAUUUGAAUUAAAAUUAUUUGACCAACAAAA